Durotheca rogersii is the source of this 1279-nucleotide messenger RNA. RefSeq lists its product as uncharacterized. The record is from RefSeq and is a predicted model, not a curated record. Bases 1 to 795 code for a protein of 264 amino acids. The transcript is spliced from 2 exons. Lineage: Eukaryota; Fungi; Ascomycota; Sordariomycetes; Xylariales; Xylariaceae.
AUGGCCCCAGACCGGCAGUUCCACCUGUUCCCGCAGCUCCCGCCGGAGCUGCGCGAGCUGAUCUGGGCGUUCCACGAGGCGGCCGCCGACCUGCCGUCGACGCGGCACCUGUUCGCGGCGAGCGGCGACGGGUCCGGGGCGCGGACCGCGCCGCGGCUCGUGCUCGACAAGCGCGCCGCGGCGGGCGACCACGCGUACCUGCGGUACCGGCGGCGGGUGCGGCUGCCGGGCGCGGUCCGCGCCGUCGACGCCCAGCGCGCGCCGUACACCGCGGCGGACGAGUGGUCGACGCUGGCGCUGGCGCGGCUGCUCCCGCCGCCGCCCGCCGGCCUCGACGUCUGGGCCGACCUCGCGCGCGACGUCUUCGCCUUCGUGCAGCAGGCGCACCCCGCGGCCCCCCCGCCCGCCUACCUCCCGCACUUCCGCGGCGCCGCGCUGCCCGACGCCCACUGGCUCUUCGCCGUGCGCCGCCUCGCGCUGCGCCCGCCGCCCCGGCCCGCCCUCGCCGCCCGCGUGCCCCCCGCCGACGCCGCCCUGCUCGCGCGCAUGCGCCGCCUCGCCGCCGUCUACCUCGUCGUCGCCGAGGUGCCCAGCGGCCGCGACCGCAACAACGUGCGCCAGCGCGCCGGCCGCGACCCCCCGCCCACGCCCGACGCCCUCGGCUUCAUGCCCGUCGACGACUUCCGCGCCGCCUCGUCCUGGCCCGCCGGGCUCGCCGCCCGCGACGCCCUCGGCCGCUUCUUCGCCGACCACGGCCUGAGCGUCGACGUCCAGGUCGUCGUCGACUUGUACUAGCGAAUGGCUCCGCGGGACGGAAACCGGCAGGCAGCGAGGCUGCCCGUUGGAGGUGUACGGGGACGUCUCCUAGGUAACGUGAGGAAAGGUAAGGGCUGCCUAGUCCAUUAAUAGUAGCUCGAAGACUUACGGCGGAAUAGUGGCGGAGGAUUUUGCCGCUUCCAUGAGAUGAUUUAUGAUAAACGAGGUCUGAGUAUGCGAGAUUUGUGACUUCUAAUGUACUUGUGAGACGGUAUUCCCGCGUAUUAUUGCACAUAAAAGCUGAUGAUAUUGCGAGGCCGAUAUAAUGGUGACUGGGGGGUGAGUGAGCAUUACUUAAAGAGAUUGAACAGGAAAGGAAACAUAAAAAUAAAGCAGAGCGCAUGCUUCAGUAUAUUUUCACGUACUAAACACCCUUUUGAGUCUCAUUUUUCGUAAUUCUUUCUGUCUAAAUGUUGAAUGUAUGUAAGUAGGCGGAUGGUGGGAGACUGCAUGCCAUGACCAG